This is a messenger RNA of Engraulis encrasicolus (European anchovy), 7343 nucleotides long. RefSeq names its product zinc finger DHHC-type palmitoyltransferase 5b (gene zdhhc5b). Gene Ontology annotation, molecular function: palmitoyltransferase activity. The record is from RefSeq and is a predicted model, not a curated record. The transcript has 13 exons. NCBI's taxonomy places the organism in Eukaryota, Metazoa, Chordata, Actinopteri, Clupeiformes, Engraulidae. Gene Ontology annotation, biological process: protein palmitoylation. The coding region runs from base 1163 to 3121 and encodes 652 amino acids.
UUUUUGUCACUAAUGGAAUUGCUGGAUUUGGCUAAAGUAUUGGAUGGUUAACCAUUGCGAUUCGACGAAGCGCGACUUUCGAUUAAUCUCUACUUUAGCUCCAAUGUCAAUUUACGUCUGUUCAUUAUGUUAUAACAACUGACGUCUGUGUUGACUAUGGCAAUAUUGGAGCAAGUCGCGCCAGAUGGGAAACAUCCAGACCCCAGUAAUGGAGGCUAAUGUCAGGUUGAUUAGCAAGUCUGCCUUUGCUGUCUUCGUAUGUCUUAAUUGGGGUGUAUCGAUUCAAUAAGUAAGCUAUUGAGGUGACACAAAAGAGGGGUUUUAUAAGUAUCUGCGACGGUACUGACUCUAAUUUGGACGUUUUGUGGGAGCUAAAUAAGUGAAGUUUAGCUGAUCGCUAGCCACUGGGCCAUUCCUAGCAAAUGUUCAGGUUAGCGAAGUUGGUGCUGAAUGUUAGCUAGCCAGCUAGGAUUAAUUGAUGUGCUUUCUCUGCCACUUAGACGUUGUAGAGAUGUAAUGCCAAAUUGACAUUUUCACAGAUGCAUGGGUUACAUCUCUGCCCAUUACAGCCUGAGAAUUGUCAUGCAAUAAUUGCGGACAUAAUUGGUUCAAGGAAUGUGAGAGGUGGGAUUUGCCCUUGCCCCCCCGGUGUCAUUCAGUCAGACAAGCACCUGCAAAGAGGCACGUCAGGAUUAGCGCCCAUUGACAACAGGAUUUCGUCCAUCUGAAUAAGAGUAGGAAAUAACCAGACUCCCGGCUAAUCUUCAGUAUAGAGGCGACUGGUUUGCACAAGGGGCAGUUCGUUACGCAAACUAGGGGGUCGACAAAGAACAGGAACCCCCCAACUCCCUUGCCAACGCAGCAACGACAAGGACAAAAAAAGAUGUCCUUCAUGUCAACUAGGUGAUUCCCAGCCGCCGGUGACCUGUUAAGUUUUCCCGCGAGCGUAAAGGGCCCCGAUGGGAUGCGAUGCCGUUUUAAAAUGGUCCGGGCCGUGGGAGCGUGGCCAGGGGUCGGUGACUGGCCGGGUCGGCGAGGGAGACCCGUAUGCACUCGGACGCCACUCAGCACGGAGUUCUGAGGAAGAGGAGGAGGAUAUUCACGACUGGAAUGCCUAACAACACACCUUUUUUGUUUUUGCACUACCUCUUGUUGUGUCUCAAUGCCGGCUGGUCUGAGCAUGGGUGGGGCCCUCGGAGCCCCUACCUCCCCGUCCCGUCCGUUCCGACCCAGUCGCUACGUGCCCGUGUCUGCGGCGACCGCGUUUUUGGUGGGCUCAACAACUCUAUUUCUGUGUUUCACGUGUCCUUGGUUGUCUGAGGGUUACUCGUCUGCUAUCCCUCUUUACAAUGCGCUGCUCUUCCUCUUCACCCUCUCCAACUUCUAUAUGGCCACAUUCAUGGACCCUGGCGUCUUCCCCAGAGCGGAGGAGGAUGAAGACAAGGAGGAUGACUUCCGUGCGCCGCUCUACAAGACGGUGGACGUGCGCGGCAUCCAGGUGCGCAUGAAGUGGUGCUCCACCUGCCGCUUCUACCGGCCCCCUCGCUGCUCCCACUGCUCCGUCUGUGACAACUGUGUCGAGGACUUUGACCAUCAUUGCCCCUGGGUUAACAACUGCAUCGGGAGGCGGAACUACCGUUACUUCUUCCUGUUUCUGCUGUCUCUCACCGUUCACAUCAUGGGCGUGUUUGGAUUCAGCCUGCUGUACAUCCUGCAUCACACACAUCAGCUGGACACGCUGCAUUCAGCCAUCUCUAUAGCAGUCAUGUGUGUGGCUGGUCUCUUCUUUGUUCCUGUCGCCGGGCUCACAGGAUUUCACAUUGUUCUGGUAGCACGUGGACGAACUACCAAUGAACAGGUGACUGGGAAGUUUAAGGGAGGAGUGAAUCCCUUCAGCAAAGGCUGUCUGAGAAACGUGUCUCAUGUGCUGUGCAGUUCCCAAGCUCCCAGGUACAUGGGUCGCUCGCGGAAGUCUGUUUCUCUCCAAAUCCAGCCGCCGUUUCUACGACCGUCGCCUCAGGAUGAGACCGAUAAAGCGCUGGAUAACGGCAUCCAUAACUCCAAAAGCAGUCUGGAGCUGCUUGAGAGUCAGUCUACGGAUGCGGAGCCACCCCCUCCUCCACCGCCAGACCUCCACUACACGGGACUGUCCCUCACACACACAGAGGAGAGCACCUUGUUGAACAAAGCCCCACCCACACCUUCCAUGAACAAGUACCGGCCGGUGAGGGGCAGCCCGGCGAGGAACCACACCACCACAGGCCACAAGAUGAGUCGUGGGGACGGCUGUGUGUCUGACCCCAGUCUUACGACCCGGGUGGGGGUGGGCAUGGGGAUGGGCGUGGGGGCGGGGGGACGUGCGCUGGGGGUUGGGGCGGGCAGCGCAGGCCCGGGGGGGCUGGGCGGGGCUUCCACUCUGGGCGGGCGCUCCUACCCGUCGUCCUUCACGGACACGCUGCUGCAGUCGGCGGGCGCGUCCCGCUCCUCCAGCAUGCGUUCGGCCUACACCACCCACAACGUGCUGGGCCCGCUGCUCUCAGAGGGCACCACCACCUCCACCAGCUAUAAGAGCCUGGCCAACCAGACGCGCAACGGCAGCCUGUCCUACGACAGCCUGCUCACGCCGUCCGAGAGCCCCGAGUUUGAGUCGGCCGCUCCCGAGCUCUCCCCUCCCAAGCCCCAUCCUCCGCCAGGUGUGCUCAGCCAGACCUCGGCACCCCGCGAGCCCCAGGAGCCACCGCCCAUGCUGGGAUACUCCUCCCCCUUCCUGUCCGCUCAGCAGCGGGAAGGCUCUCUCCACCGGGCCUGCCCCGCCCGCCUCAGCUGCUCGUCCCGCCGCUCGUUGCUCCGGGCCUCCAGCCCUCCGCCCUCGUCCCCCGAGGCCCUGGCCUCCUUCCCCCCAGCCCCGCAGCCUUCUUCGUCCCACUCUCCUCGCGCUCGCUCCCUCGGCUCUCCUCCGCCAGGCUCUGGCCUGCCGUCUGCGCUAGGCAAAUCGCUAUCGUACACGGCUGGAGCAGCCGCAGGCCAGCGCCACCCUCCGCUGACAGCGGUGGCGGGAGGGGCACAAGUGGCAAAGGGACGAAGUGAACAGCUUGACUGGCAUCGGGGGAGCAACCUUUGAGAUAUCGGUGUAGCGGCGUCUCGCUGGUCGAGCGGGACCGGCGACCAUACAACGCGGUUUAUGACGCCCACUCAUCUUACGAACGCUUCCCACUGGAGACGCCCUGCUGAACUGAUACAAAUGCUUGUGAAGAACACAAGCAGGGACAACAGGCGAGCAAAGACUCCCAUGCUGCUGGGGGUUGGAGAUAAACUCCCAAAGUCAUGGUCAUAAAAGCGGAUUUCCCCCACAGCCAGUAGACGAUUUAACUUCUCCUGUGGUGUAUAGUUAUGAAUUGAAACUUUUUUUGGGUCCACAAUGGGGCUGAGUGGUGGGAGGCUGAUGAUAAAUGAUAAUGAUAACCACCAGGCCAUGUGGACUAGCAUAUGGAAUCACAGGAGGACAACAUGGCUGGAUGUAUUCACUCACUGGACCUCUUGUUGGCACAGGUCCGUCUCUCUCAUAAGCCUCGACACACAGUUCAAGGUACUGAACACUGAAUGGCUGUUGAUGUUUAUGGCCUCUGGGCUCCUUUAAAUUGUUGUUUUUAGAUUGUUUUAUUAAUAUUAUUUUGUUUGUUUGCUUUUUUGCUUUACCUUAUUUUUUUUGUUUUUGUCUUCAAAUGUUCUUUUUAUACAAAUAUUACAAAUAUAUAUAUCUAUCUAAAGAGUUACUUACUGUAUGUGUGGCAGUUGAAUCAGGAAAGGUAGUAAAUGGUUAAGAGUGCAAUUGUGUUUUUUCCAUAUUGUUUGAUGGAUGGCUGUAUCAGCCUCUUGCGUGUGCACCCUGUCUAACUAACAUCUCAGCCAAAGAGUUAGGUCUGAUCAGGGAUCUGGAUUUUGACGGACAGCACAUGAGGUCAAUGGGACUGAUAACUAUCCAUGGCUCCACAGCACAAAAAAAGAGCUUGUCAGAAUGUAUCUUAAUGUGUUGUCAUGGAGAUUUUAUGCAAAAUGUCCCACUGAGAGAAUUUGGAAGAAGUGUUUGCACCUGUUGUCUUAUUUCAAAAUUAAGAACAAUUGCGUUGCUCUCAAUGACAUCAGCAGUGUGGUUGAGUGAGGACUGUGUACACUACUCAUUCGUUGGCCCUAAAUGUUUGAAGGUGUCUCAUCCAUAUAUCCAAAAUGCCUGUAAAUAACACUAGUUUAUGGAGAAGGGCUUUUUUGGAAUAUUGCCACUCUCUUGUAACAGCAUCAGGAUUUGCUCCAGGAGUUAUGCAUGAUGAUAGGUGGCUGUGUUGCCUUCGGUGUGCUUUUCUCAUAAAUUCAACGUUUGAUUUUAUCUAAUUGAUAAAAAAUGGGAAAAGUCUAUUCAAAGUUUCAAGCUAUUUUACAAGAUCUAUUUUGAGAACAAAUAAUGCAAAAUGUGGUGCAUGCUUGGCAUUUCAGGGGUUAAUAUUCUGUGCGUUGUCCUAAAUGAGUUAAAUGCCCCUGUCCUGUCUCUCUCUGAUUAAUCACCAGUGUAGUCCCCAGCCUCUGCAUCCCACUGUUAUUAUCUGGGGUUUUCCAGAAAUCAGGUUAGUCUCUUACCUUGGUAGGUUAAAGGUGCACUGUGUAGGAUUGUGGCCUGAGAAGGCAUUGCAGCUAUGCUGCUAAUUUAAACUCUGCUUGUCUAUUGCCAAAUUUGAUCUUUUCAUAUAUAUUUACCAAGUAAUAAACUAAUAUUUACUAGUAUGACCAAAGUACAGUAAGUUUUGCAGCUAAAAAUGUCUAUUUCUGGAAAUUCAAAAUGGCAGACAUGGAGAAGAUCCACCUUUUCAUGUAUGAAAAGUGCAAUUUUCCCAUUCAUCACAUUGAAUACUUAAAAUUUGACGGUGGUGGUAAAUAUUCUUGAAAAGGGUAACAUUUGUGAAUGGCGACAUGAAUUCUGGAAAUAAACUACUGAACAUAUUAUACAGUGCACCUUUUAAAUCUGAGCAAGUGAUAACUCUUGUAAUGGAAGAUGCCUUAGUGUUUAUUAUUGAAUAAAAGCAAAAAACUAAGAGUCUCUUCUAUUAGAAGGUUCACAACACUCGGGGUUAACCUAUCUGGGUUAGGAACUAAAGCACCGUUUCGCAAUAUGCCCAUGAGUCUGAGUGGGUGUGUGAACAUGCUGGUGGUACUGUUGUGGUAUGUGAGGGAAGACACUCAUUUGCUUUGCCUUGUUCAUUUCAGAGAAUCUUGAAAGGAUAAAAAGAAAUGGAGCUUAAAGAUGCACUGUUGGAUGACAGCCAGAGUAGGUAUUGCAACUAUGCUGCUCAUUGAAUCUGCUGCCUAUUGCCAAAUUUGAUCUUUUCAUUAUUAUUUUACUAAAUAAUAAACUAAUAUUUACUAGUAUGACUAAAAGUACAGCAAGUUUUGAAGCUAAAAUUACUUUCUGGAAAUUGGAAAUGGUCAGCAUGGAGAAUAUCCACCUUAUCAUAUAUGAAAAGUGCUAUUUUCCCAGUCAUAAUGAAUACUUAGAAUGUCAAUGGUGGUGGUAAGUAUUUAUGAAAAAGGAGACUUGUCAAUGGGCAGCAUUGAUUCUGGAAAUAAUAUUACACAGUGCACCUUUAAUGGGGACCAGCCCAUCAGCCACAUACAUGCCAUGCCACACCCCCAUCCACAUCCUCCGUUGGGGAACUAUUGCAGUAGAGGGGAAGAUACCGCACACUCUUGUCCAUCCAAUGCUGAAUUUUAUUUAAGUUUAAAAACUUGAGAAAGGCCACACUUGCCGAAACGUUGUUUGUUUAAUCAAAUUCAGCAUUGUAUGAACAAGAGUGUGCAGUAUCUUCCCCUCUGAAGUGAACAAGUACUUGCUACCUGCACCUCAAAACUUCUGGUGUGCGUUGGCUUUCUCCUUCAAAAACUAUUGCAGUAGUGUCACAGAAACCCCUGGCUUGUCCAGCCUCUCCUGUUCUGCCAGUGUCAAUUGUGAUGGAUCACCUCUCGUCUCAGAGGCAAACCUUUGGUGGCGUUGCCUAAUCAAAGCCAUGAUUUUAUUCUUCCUUGCUGUAAGGAAUUGUCAUGAGAGCCAUGUUGGGUUGGCUGACCGGACAGGAAAUCAAAAAUGAGUAGGCAUAGAAUGUUGCUGUAGGUUAUAUGAUGUUGCUGUGCACUUUUUCGAUGUAUUUUUUUAUUGCUGUAUCAUCAUAGGAUUAAUGCUUUGUUUUAAUGUUUUUUGUCUCAACGGCCUUUUAAGUGGUUCUUUUGUAGUAUAGUGCAGUGGUGUGAUCUGACACUGUCCAUGUCUGUGAGUUUGAACUGAUGGGAUGGGGUGAGUGUUGUACACUUGAGGUGGCUUCUCCCUGCCCCCCUAAAUUUGUUUCAUCUUGAUUUUCUUCGCGCGACCCUGUUACAGUUGAUGCAAGCAUGAGGUUGAUGCACAUGGCGGACAUUAUGUCCACAUUGUGUGGUACGCGGAUAUAUAUAAAAAGGGUUCUGUUUUGCACAGUGUGUGUGUGCAAGUCUGUGUUUGUCUGUGUUUGCCUGUGUGGCUUUUUGGGCAAUGCAAUCAGAAUGUUUACUGAGGAGCCUGCAGAACCAUUUUGGGUGGAAUGUGCGACACCUUUUGUGUAGGUCGUAAAUGUUGACACAGUUGUCAUUUCCAAGUCGACAUGCUUUGCAGAGGCUUUCAUCCUUUGCAAACUCAGCUUUUUAAAUUUUAUUUUGAGUUCAUUAUGUGUUGAUCAAGUUAAGUGACAGAUCUUUUUAGCUAUGGUUUGACUGGCUCAGAAAGUAUGAGAUAUUUAAACUUCAGAAAAUCUUAACAAAGAUCAACAUGGUUUUUAAAACUGUACCUUUUUAAAAUCACAGUAGCUUAAUACCACCUCCAUUCUGGCCUUAUAAUGCCUUAUAAGUGUUCUUUGGGCUGUGAACAAAUAUUAGAGAGUUUGAAUACUAUUGGCAAGGUGUUAUAACAGACCAAUGCACUUUUUUGAUGUUAUGAACAGAGGAAUACUAUUUAAAAAAAAACAUACAAAAAAACAUUCCAUGUAAUCAUCCAGACCGUUGUGACCAUGUGUGAGUGAGAAUGGCCAUGUGUGUGUGUGAGCGAGAAAUACAUUUUUUUAUUUGAUGAUAGGUUUGUUUUAAUAACAUAAUUAUGCUGUAAUGAUCACUGGUCUGGUUUAAAUUGUCGCGGAUGCACAUCAUGGACUUAGAGGCUUUUGGAUAAAGAGACUCCACACCCCCAUCCCUCCUCAACUUUUUUUGUCCCUUUACUGACCUUGAAGGUUUUUUUCCCAUGAGGCAACAAAGAAAUAAAGACUACGACAUAUUCUUGA